AUGAGCCAGCAACCGGAAUUGCUUCCCAGGCCUGACGGCGGCACUCUUGCUGCCUCAUCGCCCUCCCCGCCCAUCGUCGAGCUCGCCCGCUUUCUCGCCCACCUCCUCACCAUCUCCUAUCGCUUCCUCUCCCAAACCACCCUCGCGCUCGCGCUCUCUAUCUUUGCGCCUCUCACCGUCCUCUACAGCCCUGUCUCCUACGUCCUCGCGCCCAUCUUCGUCUUCCUCCGCGUCCUCCUCAGCCUGCUCGUCCUCACGCCCUACGCCAUCGCCACCUCCCUCGCCCAGAAUGCGUACCCGAUCUACGUCUUCGUCGGGGCUGCACUCCUCUGCGCGCUGUGCGUCGGCAUCCUCGCGCGCGCGAUCUCCUCCGGGAUCCAGCGCGCGCUCUUUGCGCCCUCGCACCCUAGAUCGCGCGCGCGCGUAGCGGGGAACCCGUCCCCGCCCCCGGCCGUCCCCAAAUCGGAGAAGAGCUCGCUGCGGACCUCCGCAUCGAAGCCGCGCGUGAAGAAGCGUGUGUCCAUCAGGGAGGAGCGGGGUGGAUAG
Epithele typhae is the source of this 546-nucleotide messenger RNA. RefSeq lists its product as uncharacterized. The transcript has a single exon. Bases 1 to 546 code for a protein of 181 amino acids. NCBI's taxonomy places the organism in Eukaryota, Fungi, Basidiomycota, Agaricomycetes, Polyporales, Epitheliaceae. The record is from RefSeq and is a predicted model, not a curated record.